Messenger RNA from Chlorella variabilis, 633 nucleotides. RefSeq lists its product as hypothetical. The transcript is spliced from 5 exons. Gene Ontology annotation, molecular function: acetyl-CoA transmembrane transporter activity. The annotation marks the transcript as partial. Gene Ontology annotation, cellular component: membrane. Lineage: Eukaryota; Viridiplantae; Chlorophyta; Trebouxiophyceae; Chlorellales; Chlorellaceae. The record is from RefSeq and is a predicted model, not a curated record.
CGCGACGAGCUGCCUGCCGUGGUGCUGCUCGUCGUCCUGUACAUGCUGCAAGGCGUGCCGCUGGGCCUUUCCAUGGGAAGCAUGCCUUUCCUGAUGCAAGCCAAGAUGAGCUACACCAAGAUCGGCAUCUUCUCCCUGGCCUCCUACCCCUACAGGCAAGACGCCUUGCCUUUCAAGCUGCUGUGGAGCCCCAUUGUGGACUCCCUCUACUGGCCCGCCGUCGGGCGCCGCCGCUCCUGGAUCCUGCCCCUGCAGACCGCCAGCGCGGCCCUCAUGCUGCUGUGCGGCGGCUGGGUGGAGGCUCAGCUGGAUGCGGGCAACGCGGCGGGCGUCACGAGCCUCUUCUUCCUGCUCGUCCUGCUGGCCGCCACCCAGGACGUGGCCGUGGACGGCUGGGCGCUGACGCUGCUCAGCAAGCAGCACGUCGGCUACGCCGCCACGUGUCAGACGGUGGGCAUGAACAUCGGCUACUUUGCUUCCUUCACAGUCUUCCUCGCACUCAACGACCCCUCCUUCUCUAACAAGUGGCUGCCCGCAGCCUCGGCACCCGGCCAAGGCGCCCUGUCGCUGUCUGGCUACAUGCGGUUCUGGGGCUGGGCUUACCUGGCAAUCACCGCGGCAGUGGCGCUGCUC